AUGCUUUUGCCCGCGGACGAUUUUCAGGAACAGUCGCUGGCGGUAGUUCAAGCAUUUGUCCAUGUAGCUGUCGUGAACCGCUAUCACAAGAAGGUUCUUGACGGCAUAAUUGAAUACCCCGAUGUUCCAAAGUCCCUGUCCUCUGGUCCUGAGAUCGUGGAUUGUAUUGUCCAGCUGGUGGACGAGUUUGAGAAGAGAUGUCAAGGUGCGGGCUUUCAGACUCAAGUCAAGACCAUGGGUCUAACCGAAAAGGGAGCGAUGGACAGCAAACAAUUACUCUUAUCUUAUGCUGAAGUCCUCGAUAGUCUCUUUUGCACUAUCAAUUGGGGUCGCGUCAUCGCCAUGUUUGCUUUCUUGAGGAUGAUGGUCUAUCAUCUGCUUGACCACAACGCACCUGAUACGAUCAGUGAACUCAUACGUUGUACCACGUCUGUCAUUGAACAUCGCCUCAGGUUCUUCAUCAUAAGCAAGGAUGGAUGGUCGGGAAUUCUCUCCUUCAAGUCGUCCGGUGGUGACGUACUUGACAUAAAACAGACCUUAUUACGUGGACUCGGGGGCAUUGCGAGUGUAGCCGGAGUGGCUGCUGUCGUAGGCUUCAUCGCCAGUCGACUGUAA
Messenger RNA from Dibothriocephalus latus, 615 nucleotides. The record is from the annotation of a GenBank genome assembly. Lineage: Eukaryota; Metazoa; Platyhelminthes; Cestoda; Diphyllobothriidea; Diphyllobothriidae.